UGGCACUCAUCCACUUAAACCAAUUACAAAACCCUAUCUCCGAUCUUCCAUCCCAGUCUCUGCUGAAACCUUUUCUCGAGUUUUUUGUCUAACGAUUUUUCUCUGCAGACUCUCCAAACCCUAAUUCCAACCAAACCUUCAUUCAGAUCGAGAGAGAUGGGUGAAACGAAGGAGAACGAAGCUUACGAAGAAGAGCUCCUCGACUACGAGGAAGAAGACGAGAAAGUCUCCGACUCCGCCGCCAAAGUCAACGGCGAAUCCGCCAAGAAGGGCUAUGUUGGAAUUCACAGUUCUGGAUUCAGAGACUUCCUUUUGAAGCCAGAGCUUCUGCGUGCUAUUGUAGACUCUGGAUUUGAGCAUCCUUCAGAAGUGCAACAUGAGUGUAUCCCCCAAGCAAUAUUGGGUAUGGAUGUCAUUUGCCAAGCAAAAUCUGGAAUGGGGAAAACUGCUGUUUUUGUUCUGUCAACACUGCAGCAAAUUGAGCCUGUUGCAGGUCAAGUUGCUGCCCUUGUCCUUUGUCAUACGAGGGAACUAGCUUACCAGAUCUGCCAUGAGUUCGAGAGGUUCAGCACCUAUUUGCCUGAUAUUAAGGUUGCUGUUUUCUAUGGUGGUGUCAACAUCAAAAUUCACAAGGAUCUAUUGAAGAAUGAAUGUCCUCACAUUGUUGUUGGAACACCUGGAAGGAUAUUAGCACUUGCUAGGGAUAAGGAUCUUUCUCUGAGGAAUGUGAGGCAUUUUAUUCUUGAUGAAUGCGACAAGAUGCUUGAGUCGCUUGACAUGAGAAGAGAUGUGCAGGAGAUAUUCAAGAUGACUCCUCAUGACAAACAGGUUAUGAUGUUUUCGGCAACACUGAGCAAGGAAAUCCGCCCUGUUUGCAAGAAAUUCAUGCAAGAUCCAAUGGAAAUUUAUGUUGACGACGAGGCCAAGUUGACCCUUCAUGGUCUUGUACAGCACUAUAUCAAAUUGAACGAGCUGGAGAAAAACCGCAAGCUUAAUGACCUUCUUGAUGCAUUGGACUUCAAUCAAGUUGUUAUAUUUGUCAAAAGUGUGAACAGAGCUGCUGAGCUGAACAAAUUACUGGUUGAGUGCAAUUUUCCAUCCAUCUGCAUCCAUUCUGGCAUGUCUCAGGAAGAAAGGUUGACACGCUACAAGGGUUUUAAAGAGGGGCACAAGCGGAUUCUUGUGGCAACAGAUCUGGUUGGUAGGGGAAUUGACAUAGAACGUGUUAACAUCGUCAUCAACUAUGAUAUGCCUGAUUCAGCAGAUACUUAUCUGCAUAGGGUGGGUAGAGCUGGGAGGUUUGGUACUAAAGGGCUUGCAAUCACAUUUGUUUCAUCUGCAUCUGAUUCAGAUGUUCUCAAUCAGGUUCAGGAAAGGUUUGAGGUUGACAUAAAGGAGCUCCCUGAGCAGAUAGAUACAUCUACAUAUAUGCCAUCCUAGAGGGGCCUGCUUGUGGCAUAGAUGCACCUGCAUGAAUAUGAUCAAAGUGGCUGCGGUCAUAAAGAGACACUUGUUGCUGGCCCGAUGUUGAAUGGUGAAGCCGGUUUGAAAGGAACGGGAUAGCGGCGUAAUAGUCUUUUAUGCUUUGCCGUUGGAUGCUUUUUCACUACUGUACCCCUUCUAAACCAGAUUAGGAGCUGAGCGGCAGCCAAAACUAGAGCCUGGAAUCGUGAUUUGACUAGCUAGAUUUGUAAUUUAUUAGCAUGUGAUCUUUGUUUCCCAACCCCUUUUUGCCUUUUGACUUUCUAUGUUAACUGUUUGGGAGCUAAGACAUGAAUAUCUUGUCGAUUAUGGAUGGAUGGACACUCUCGGUGGGUUCGCUGGGACUAUACCCCCCGUGGAGCUGCUAUCGGGAAAUUAUGAGAGACCGGCAAUCUGCUUCAGACGAGUUGGUUAUUGAACAAUGCAAUUUUAAGCGUUUGGAUGCAAGGUAAAGAAGUUCAAUAUAUAUAUGGAUGAUGUUUCAUUUGUAGUCAGGGUUUGAAUGUGCAAGGGAGGUUGGAUAUAUUCUGGCCGUUGCUAUG
Molecule: messenger RNA, 2024 nt
Organism: Diospyros lotus (date-plum)
Lineage: Eukaryota; Viridiplantae; Streptophyta; Magnoliopsida; Ericales; Ebenaceae
Product: DEAD-box ATP-dependent RNA helicase 15
Exons: 12
Coding region: 157-1440 (427 amino acids)
Molecular function (GO): RNA helicase activity; ATP binding; RNA binding
Source: RefSeq, a predicted model, not a curated record